AUGGAUGAGGUGGAGCGACUGCUGAUAGCAGGUCUUGACAUCGAGGCUAAAGACGACAGUUGGUACACACCGCUGCAUCUGGCCGCGGAGUCUGGCCACCUCACCGUGGUGAACCGGCUCAUUGCCGCUGGCGCCGCCCUCGAGGCGACCGACUGGUUUGGCGCGAUGCCCCUCUCCUGGGCGGCCGCUCAUGGCCACUCGGAGGUGGCGCAGCGGCUCAUCGAGGCCAGGGCCGAUCUCGAGGCCAAGGACGAUGGUGGUCGGACGCCACUCCACUGGGCGGCCGAAAAGGGCCAUUGGGAGGUGGCACAGCGGCUCAUCGAGGUCAGGGCCGAUCUCGAGGCCAAAGGCAAAGAUGGUUGGACGCCCCUCAACAUUGCGGCUGAAAAGGGCCAUUGGGAGGUGGUGCUGCCGCUCAUCGAGGCCAGGGCCAACGUCGAGGCCAAGGACCAUGCUGGUCGGACGCCAUUCCACUGGGCGGCCUUUGAGGGCCACUGUGAGGCGGCGCGGCGGCUCAUCGAGGUCAGGGCCGAUCUCGAGGCCAAGGAUGAGGAUGGCAAAACCCCAUGGGACUUGGCCAAAAGCAAUGGCGACGAGGAUGUCAUGGGUGUUUUGCGCCCUGUCCAGGUGGGCCUGCUGAGUGGUCGCACUGUUUGUUGUGACCCGAAUCCCGGUCGCACUGUUCGCGAGCUGCGAGAAGAAGCCCAGUCUAAGCUUGGGCCUGGGUUCCAGAUCCAACAGCUCCUCACAGGCUCUGGACAAAUACUGAAAGACCCUUUGACGCUACAAAAAGCUGGCAUCACUUACGGGGACUUCGUUACGGCCAUUGCCCUGGCCUCAGGACAUCCAGUGGCAGGAGAAGCAGCACGAGCACCAGAAGAUCACUCCUCAUCGCUGGCGGAACCUUCUAGCAGCACGGACGCCACGGUGAACGACACAAAGAGAUGUUCUAGUUGA
Molecule: messenger RNA, 957 nt
Organism: Durusdinium trenchii
Lineage: Eukaryota; Dinophyceae; Suessiales; Symbiodiniaceae
Source: the annotation of a GenBank genome assembly